This is a messenger RNA of Tribolium castaneum (red flour beetle), 3626 nucleotides long. RefSeq names its product Nicotinamide amidase (gene Naam). The record is from RefSeq and is a predicted model, not a curated record. The coding region runs from base 2433 to 3446 and encodes 337 amino acids. Gene Ontology annotation, molecular function: calcium ion binding. NCBI's taxonomy places the organism in Eukaryota, Metazoa, Arthropoda, Insecta, Coleoptera, Tenebrionidae. The transcript has 5 exons.
AGUCCCACACAAACUUUUAUUUACUAGAAUGCUAAACUACGGUUCUUUUAAAAACAAUUAAAAAUAGUGGCCGAAGCCUAUUUGAUUUGAUUUUUUCCAUUACAUCUACAUCGGGGCAACAAAUUUAAUUUGGUGUGACAAAAUUGAAUAAAAACACAUGUUCCAUUAAAAAGUCGUCACUGCGCCAAUGUGAAAUCCUCGCUGUGUGUAAAUUAUGUACACAGAUGAAAGGUCUCUUUGAAGCAGAAACAAAUUGCGUUUACUGAAUUCUAAUAACUUCGUUUUUGAAAUAUCGAACGGUAAUAUACAUACUUGGGUGACCCGUAACUCAACUGUGUCAGUUACUCAUUAAAAUCGCAAAUUGAACUUGAAAUUGCAAACUACUUUCAUUUAAAUAAUAAAAAUGCCUAUUGCGUUCCAACCCUAGCGAGUCGCUACUGGUGCGUUAUAUUAACGUCCCGACUGAUUACUUCAAUUUCUAUUUAUAGUGAAAUUCCGAAGGAAAGAGUAAAGCGACCAACUAUUUUUAGCUGAGAAAAGUGAAAGCAGCUUAAAAAAUCGAUUCUGUUAUUGCAGGAAGUGGUUUAAAUAUGAAUAGCUCUCGAUUUUCAUAAUAUGAGCUUUAAAAUCUAGCUCGUGGUUUUAUCGGAUCAAAAUGGUUCAAAUUAUUGAUCUAUUUUAAGCCGAGACGAGUACAAACAACUUUGUGGAGCUUCCACCAAUUGUUAUCUAUUUUUAACGAGAAUUUUCCGUAUAUUUAUCCAGAGAGUGAAUAAAAGUAACCGUGAGGCAGUACCACUUUCGUAAUAUUCAACUGUUGCAUUAUGUGUACGCUCUUAUAAUACCUUUCCAAUAUUCAAAUGGACAUAAAGUAUUCAUUCGUCGACCUGAAAGCUCGAGUACAAAGAGAAAUGACUCCUCUAUUAUUAAACAGUUCUCGCCAAAUAUUAGAUGGACAAACCGCACCCCUUCCACUUAAUUAAUUAGAAAAACAUAAUUACAGACUUAGUGUUUAUUGGACCGUUUGCCAAAAAAAUGUUGCCAGUAGGUACUUGAAAUUUAUUGCAUCAACUGACGAGGAAUAAAUCUCACGACUAGAUAAAUAUUUUGAUUGGUUUCAUGUCCAUAGCAUAUUAUUUGCGCCACUGUGUGGUAUGUAUCUAUCGAUUUGCGAAGCACUUAAUUAAUUUACACUUAGGUAGCCAAUAAAACCAAUUACACUAUUGUCAGAGUUCAAGGUUUACAUUUCAGCCAAUAUGUCAAAGAAUCUUCAUCGCUUUGGCGCACGCAAAAUCUGUAACUGCAAAUUAAUUAUCUUUGAAUCUAUAAUAAUUAUUUUCUGGUGUUCUCAGUAUUUUUCAGUUACGUAAAAGCGUCAUUUGGCACAGAAAAAAGUUUAUGCCCGUGACAGUGUGUAAUUGUGGAAUGAUACGAAUUGAACAUUGCAUUGUAUAUUGCAUUCCAAUUAUAUUUUCAGCGAAUUUUCUAUAGUACAGUUGAAAAUAAAUCCGCAAUUGUUUGGCCUCACUCGUUGGAAAAGUGCUUCUAUUUUUGUAUUCGUUUAACCGGCCAAAGUUGUUUUACCGCGUUAUAAAACAUUUUUUUGGUUAUAUCAAGGUUUUUAAUUUCACUUUUGUAUUACAAUGCACACAAAACUUAUUAAUUUAUUCCGUUUUCCAUCAAAUAACCGAAUCAAGAAUGAAAAAAAAAAUAUCCAAAACUUAGUUGUGUCACUAAUUAGUAAUUAAUAAUAAUAAUUCACAAUUUCAGUAUAUUUUGACGAAAAAAAAACGUGAGGAAAGACGUUUCUAUCGGGUUUGGGUGCUCGUAUUUUCGCAUAUUUGAUUGAAAUAAUAAAGCAGCUGAGGGGAUUGUCGAAAGUUCAAAAGGCUUUUAGUUAUUAAAAUCGGCUAAACCAAUUCGGGAAUUACGUUUAAUUAAUUUUAGUUCAGUGAGAUUUGCCGGUGCGUUUUAUAAUUAAAUAUUAAUUCAAAUGGAAAUGACCGCACGGUGUACCUUGUAAAUAUUUUCUAACCUUGAACACGAUAAAAAUGUAACUGAGCUUUCGCCGGAAGCAAAUGUAAUUUAAAAAAUAAUUGCUGUAGGAAGCGGUUUGCUUGAGAAUCAAUAACUUUGUGUAGAAAGCAUCUCUUUGAUAUUAUUUUUAUUAGUGCGAAUUAACAAAGCAAACGAAAUAAUUUUCUUUUGAUGUUUUUGCCGGGGAUAAAUACAACGUCACCUAAAGGUGUGCGAUACCGCGUUCCCCAUUGUGCUCCUAAUAUGGAUAUUUUCGUGGCUGAAAGGUGCAUAGAAAACUGUAUGGGGUAGUUUUUAUCGCACUACCCGGUGCCAGUCUGUAACACCCCCGCUUUAGUGAGGACCAACAAACUUUGAAAAUGAUCGAUUUAGUUGAUUUUGUUUGCUAGUGUACCAUGGACGCGUGCUUCUCGGCGUUUGAUAAGAACAGUGAUGGCUAUUUAGAUUUGGAAGAGUUUCGGUUGUUGACUCGUGCCCUUUUCCGGAAUGAUAAAGGGAAGAUCUAUAAUUUAGAGGAAGAGAAGCUCCGAGAAACCUUUAACGUGUUUGACGGCAACAAUGACGGAUUCAUUGAUAGAGAAGAGUUUGUUUUCUGUUGGAAUCACUGGAUCAAAAUCAUAGUGCGGCCGAUCUCAGCCUUCUUAAUAGUCGACGUUCAGAACGACUUUAUAAGUGGCACACUAAACAUAAGUAAUUGUUCCGCACAGCAAAAUGGAUUAGAAGUAGUGGAACCUAUCAAUCACUUAUUGGAUACCGUCCAAUUCGAUGUAGUAUUCUACUCCCUAGACUGGCAUCCUAGUAACCACGUAUCAUUUAUCGAUAAUAUUGGUCAAAGAGAGAUCCAUCCAUCAAGUCCCGUCACAGCUGAAAAUGCACAAACCUACGAUACGGUCAUUUUCGCCGGGCCGCCCCCUAUGAAGCAGCGCCUGUGGCCCCGGCACUGCGUCCAGGACACGUGGGGCUCGGAACUCCACAAGGACCUCAAGGUAGCAAAAUUGAACGUCGUCGAGAAUUCGAUAAAAGUGUACAAAGGCACCAAUCCAGACGUCGAUUCCUAUUCGGUAUUUUGGGAUAAUAAGAAAAUGACUGAUACGACUCUUUGCGCCCAGUUGCGAAUGCGAAAUGCGACGGAUAUAUACAUUUGCGGUUUAGCGUAUGACGUGUGUGUAGGUGCGACGGCUGUUGAUGCACUUGCAAUUGGUUACAGAACGAUUCUCCUCGACGAUUGCAGCCGAGGGGUCGAUUUGAUGGACAUAGAGAAGACUAAAAACACAGUCAUUAAGAACAACGGCGUUAUUAUUAAUUCGAAUCAAGUCAAAGCCAUGGUUGAAGGGCGAGACAGGCGACCAGAGUUGGGCUAUAAAUUAGCAAUGGAACUCAAAAUGAACCGACUGGAGAAUAAUCAUUAGUUACCUUCUAAUAUAUAAAUAGUUAUUGCCAAUGUGGACGAUUAAAAUUUAAUGAGCGAAAAAAGUGUUCCAGCGCCGGGAUUUGCUUUUGUGGGUAUAUAUGAGUGUGUAAAAAGGCAAUUUGUGCAUAAUUGUAUUGAAAUUGUAUUUGAAUGAAAUAAAUUGGUAAGAAGCUUUGAA